Messenger RNA from Drosophila willistoni, 846 nucleotides. RefSeq lists its product as uncharacterized. The record is from RefSeq and is a predicted model, not a curated record. The transcript has a single exon. Bases 116 to 802 code for a protein of 228 amino acids. Lineage: Eukaryota; Metazoa; Arthropoda; Insecta; Diptera; Drosophilidae.
UAUCAGAAUAGAGCUCCGUGUAUUGGUUGUCAAAGAGCACUGUCAGAGAAAAACCAAAAUCUCAAGUAAAUCCAAAUCCAAAAGUAUUGCAAACCGAACCAAAAAUCCCAAACAAAUGCAGAAUGCACACAACAAUGUCAUGGCUGCCAUUUGUCCACUAAACGAAUGCAGGCAAUUGGUGGCUCAUUCGCAUCUCCUGCGACACAUGAUUAACGAGCAUUUGGAUGAACGCGCACAUACCCUACCCUUUCAGAUGCGUCUGCGUGAAGUAUGGACUGGUCAACGAACUUUGCUUCUGCUGGCCUUUCGACAAUUACGUUCACAUCGUGAGGAAUGCCUGGCCAUAUUGAAUUGGGCUGGUGAUGGUCACAAUUGGAGCCUAUGCGAACCGCAAUUGGACUUGUCGCCCCAUCACGAAGCAUUGAGUGACCAUUUACCCAUUCUAGUGAUGGUCAGCAAGACAUCAUGGAGCCACUUGCUGUGCACUAAACAAAUGAAAACAGAUGCAGAAUUAACUCAGCUAACGGAUACUGGCAUUUUCUAUAUAUUCUGUCUCCUAGCACCAUUCACAAGUCGUCCGGUUUAUGCCACAUUGAGUGUCCUCAAUUGUGAAUUGCAUUGUUUGCGUCGGCGACGGCAAAAGAUACGCAAUUUUGCAACACGCAUGCAACUUAGCGAGUUCAUCAGUGGCAUCGACAGCUACUUCAUGACCAUUACUCAGACCGAAAUGGAUCAGCUAUGCCGACCAGAUGAGUCGGCAUUUCUAGAAAUAAUCAUUAAUGGUGAAAGUCAGCCAAACUAGCCUGUGUUUCUCUUUCAUUUUUUGAUUUUAUAUUAUAUUUUUAA